AUGUCUCACUUCUUAGACAGCGUUUCCAUCAUCAUUAGCACUUUUUGCAAACAUGCAAAGCAAGAUGGAGACCAGUCCAAACUCAGUCGACGGAGGAUGAAAGAGUUCAUCCAGAAGGAGUUUGCAGAUGCCAUAGCGAACCCACAUGACCCUCAGACGAUUGACAAGAUUCUGCAGUUUCUGGAGUGGGAUGGGGAUGGGGAAAUAGAUUUUAAUGAGUUCCUGCUUUUGGUAUUCAGAGUGGCUAAGGCCUGCUACUGGUACCUGCAGAAGGGACCAUGCCUUCUGCAAAAAACAAAGCUGGUAACCAGUGGCAAGACACUGCAAGAGCCUGAAAUUAAGAACAGAGGAAGCCGUCGGCAGCUGCAGGAAGAGGAACCACGAACCCAUGAGACCAAUCACCAUCCCCCCUGCGAACCUGAGCCGCAGCGAGACACCAGGAUCCAGGAGCUUGAAACACUAGAGGAAACGGACAGUCAUCAUCAGCAACGAACCACACAAAGCAGAGACGAUGCAAAACGAAGCACAAGGACAAGAGAGCUGAUCCCUCGGGUACAUGAAGAGAGGAGCCAAGAGCCAUGCGACCAACAUAACAGCCAGAGAAGACGUCAGCCACCUGAGCAGGACAGGCUAGAAGAUUUACAACACCACAAGUGCGGCAGCUUGAAGGAACGUCAGCUUGGACCACAGGCGGAUGAGAGACAAAACCAAGAGGGGCCACAACCAGAACAACUGGCAGACGUGAAGAGUCACAGACAUCCCUGUGAACCAAAACCACUGCCAGACCAGUGGAGUGGCCACCAGCCACGUGAGCCAGCACUACCAGCAUAUGAUCAAAGAAACCAUCAGCCACAACACCAACAAGCAGUGGAAAAUGGAGGAAGAAGUCGCUGGCCACAUGAACCAGAAGAAGCAGAUAGGGGAAGUCACAAAUGGCCACGUAAGCACGAAUUACUCACAGAUGAGAGAAGCCGCUACCACCUACGUGAGCAGGAACAAAAAGCACUUGAACAAAGCAGCCACCAGCCAUGUGAGCCUGAAUGCCUGGAUUCAGAAAGGCCCCAUCAGUCAUAUAUCCAGGAACCGCUAGAACUGGACAACAGAUACUUUGAGAAAUGUGAGCAAAAAGAAACUGUCUAUGAAGAAGAACAGAAACAAGAAGAUGAGAUUGAAUACAGAGAAACUCAGAGACGCAGCUAUCAGGUGCAAAAGUGUGAAGAACAAGAUGAUGCAAAGAGAAAGGAUCAGCCAAAGACACACCCAAGAGAAGAAUAUGAAACAGAACGUAGUCUGCCACGAAAACAUGAAAGAGAUGGAAUGAGAAACCGUGAAGCCGUGAGGUACGAAAGGACGCGGGAGACCACCGAGGUCUCCGCAGAAGCAGACGUGAAGGUCCACCGCGUGUCCCGGGAACUGCAGCCUCGUGACGAGGGAGAACGGAGGGACCGCUCCCGGGAGUGCGAGGAACCAGAGGACGAGACGAGGAUUUGCCGCGCACGAGACAGCGAAGAGCCCGUGGUGCGCGAGAGGAGGCUCGAGCGCCAACGGGACCUGGAGGUGGAGGUCCACGAGCGCCGAAGCUGCCUCACUCGCGAGAGGGAAGAGCGAGGCGCCCCCAGAGAAGAGCGCGAGGCCCACGAUGGUCGUGACUGUCGCGCCCGGGAGCCCGAAGACGAUGCCAGGAGACGCCGUGAAGCCGUGAGGUACGAAAGGACACGGGAGACCACCGAGGUCUCCGCAGAAGCGGACGUGAAGGUCCACCGCGUGUCCCGGGAACUGCAGCCUCGUGACGAGGGAGAACGGAGGGACCGCUCCCGGGAGUGCGAGGAACCAGAGGACGAGACGAGGCUUUGCUGUGCACGAGACAGCGAAGAGCCCGUG
Molecule: messenger RNA, 1881 nt
Organism: Cygnus atratus (black swan)
Lineage: Eukaryota; Metazoa; Chordata; Aves; Anseriformes; Anatidae
Product: trichohyalin-like
Exons: 2
Biological process (GO): regulation of phosphatidylinositol 3-kinase/protein kinase B signal transduction; cellular response to cytokine stimulus; positive regulation of cell cycle G1/S phase transition
Cellular component (GO): cytoplasm
Molecular function (GO): calcium ion binding; transition metal ion binding
Source: RefSeq, a predicted model, not a curated record